Messenger RNA from Planococcus citri (citrus mealybug), 2323 nucleotides. RefSeq lists its product as uncharacterized. NCBI's taxonomy places the organism in Eukaryota, Metazoa, Arthropoda, Insecta, Hemiptera, Pseudococcidae. The transcript is spliced from 2 exons. The coding region runs from base 369 to 2111 and encodes 580 amino acids. The record is from RefSeq and is a predicted model, not a curated record.
GUUAUCGGAAAUGAACGAACUCGAUCGAAUAUUCAGCUCAUUUCGUCGAUUGUUGAAAAAAUCUUGUUUUUUCUUGAAUGGUUGAAAAUAUGGGAAUGCGAUUGAAGAAUGCCUUUAAUCAAUAGGCAGUGUUUAUUUUGAUACGAUGAAUUUUUGCGACGUAAUACAAGUAAACUUGAACAAUCAUUUGCACGAUUUCAUUAUUGUCGCCUGGAGGUGCUGUUAUUGCGUUUAAAUUUUGUAUUUCGGGUGUAUUUUUGAAGUACCAAGUAGGUAUCUUGACGUUGUUCGUGUGUUUUUGUAAAACAAUAUUUUCGCGUGUAUCUGCAGUUCGAGUUGAAAAUAUAUUCGUACGAAGUGAAAUCAAUAUGGCUGAUGAGUCCCUGUUACUACCUUACGAUCCGGAAGUUGAUAGUUUCGGCAGCAGAACACUACGAACCGAAUCCGGCGAAGAAAUCACGUACGAAGACGCCUUCAAAAUCGAUAAUUUUGUCAGCAGAGCGCUUCGAGUAAAUACAGACGUACCGAAGGAAUUUACGAUGUUUGUCUUGCGUAAACUGGCCGUGAGUCGAGACACUUUUCGUGGUUUUGAGGCAUCGCUUACUAAUCCACUUCGUGCGUAUUUGUCUGAGCUGAUUAAAAAUUGUGGUAUAAAAACUACGAAGAGAGACGAUGUUCAUAAAUGGGAAGAAACAGGAGCACUACCACUACCUCGCCCUAGCUGUUUUCGUGGAACUUUUGUGAAAAUAUUUUGUAAAAAAGUGAUCUGCAACUGGAUUGGAGAGCAAGACAAACUUUACGAUGAUUUGACCACUAUUUUUCCUUUCCAAGUUAGUAAACGUAUUCGUUUGUUUUCCGAUAUACAUAUUUUGGAUCAUUUGGAGGAACAUGCCACGUUCUAUCCUGAGAUUCAAAAGUUUCUAGAUAUACAUUUCCGUAAAUUGGAAUUGAAAGCGAACUCGAUUUGUUCACUGUUUUUGCACCACAUUCGUACUUUUAUGGCCGACCAUUUGUCACCGAAAUCAUUGUUGUAUAGAUUGGAAAACCCUCAAGAUGUAACAGUAGUCGAUUAUUUGAGCGAUUUUCCUCGGUUAAAUAAAGAUGGAAUCGAGUGGUUUGAACAUCUCUAUCGAGAAUUUGACGGUGUGAAAGCAGCGUAUAGAAUUGAUGUUUCCCGGUUUUACAAUGGAAUCAAGUUCAAGUAUGACGAUUGGUAUUUUUCCCAUUUACCCGAAACUAAUUUCGCCGAUUUGUAUUCUUUUUUCGACUACGACAUAGCAUUGCAUUGUAACCCUAUGCUGUACACGAAAAGAUUCAAACAGUACCUUUUCUUUUUCAUUCAUGCUCUACUAGCUGGUUCUAGUCGCAAGUUCUUUAUCGACGACAUGUUAUUCGAGUGUAUUCAAAGUUUAAAAGGAUAUAAAACCGAUCCAGCAGACAUCUCAAUGAAGCAAUAUUUGGCCAAGAUAACACUGCUGCACUACAGACUGAAGUUUCAUAUAGGUAAAAGCCCAGGACAAUAUUUUAUCAAGAAUGAGGUGUUGAGAGAAAUCAAAAGGUACCUUAAGAAGGAGGUCUUGAAGAAAGAGAAAAAACCUCAAAUGAAUGUUACGUAUAAAUCAGAUUUAGGCUUAACGACUUGGAUGGCUUUUCGUACCGAUGAGAAUUGCUUCAACGUAGCUUAUUCCACGAGCAAGGAAAUAAAAAAUUUUGCGGAACGUUUGCUGUGUUGCGUGUUGUGUCCUAAAAAAGAUCCAGUCAAAUUUCUCGUUUAUUAUAAUGCUUACUUGGGAGUGGAGGUGAAAUAUGAGAUCACGCAACAAGCGGUGGAAAAUUUGAAAAAUUUCGUACGUCUUUGUAAUAAUUGUAACGAGUAUGAUUCCGAAAACAAAACUGAUGAGCAGGAACUAGAUUGUAACGAGUACGAUUCUGAAAACGAAACAGAUGAGCAGGAACCAGAUUGUAACGAGUACGAUUCCGAAGACAAAACAGAUGAGCAAGAACUAGAUUGUAACGAGUACGAUUCCGAUUCCGAAAACGAAACAGAUGAGCAGGAUGAGCAGGAUGAACUAAAUUGUAUUUCGCGUAUUAUUAAUCGUUAUUGUACAUAAAAAAAAAAAAUAGAGUGAACUUUGUAUUGUAUGCAAACGACGUAUGGAUGUAGAUUGAAUGCAUGAUUAACUUAUUUGACUUUUUUGCAUGUAUCUUAUUAUUAUAAUAUGUAUUACAUACGUUUAUUUAUUCAUUUUUUGAAUUAAUGUGAAUUGAAUGUAUUAAUUUAUUAGGUACUUGGAAUAGAUUUUUUCAUCAUUUUUUUAUUAGA